AGCACCGGCAUAAACCGGUCAGUGUCGAUCGCACGCCGUCCUAGCCGCCGCCACCGCGUGACUUUUCACGAAUUUCGCCGCGACGUUCCGUACCGCUGUUUUUUUUCUCGUUUAUGCGCUGUGCGAAAAGCGUCACUUCUCGCGGUAUUCGUUCGAUUGUAUUUGUUUAAAGGCCCAUCCUUUAUACGAUAUUAAUUCAUCUAUGUAUAGGUACACAUCGGAUCUAUACGUACGAUUCCGUUGUAACUAUAUAUAAUAUUCAUAUAUUAAACCAUACAUAUAUAUAUAGCGGAAAUAAAUUAUGUGUUGACAAUGUAAUUGUAUAUGAUUGCACUCAUCACAUUGUAUAUCAUGAUUUUACGUUUAUAUGCAACUGCAGCGGUGAUUUACAAUGAUACCAAUAUAUAGGUACAUGUAUAGCAAGUAUAUAGUACCAGUGUACAUAAUACAUGUAUAUAUAGGUAGAAUAUUAUUAUAUAGAUAAUAUACGAAAUUAUAAUACAUAUAUCGACGCGACGAGUGCGCGCGACCGAACCGAAUCGAAACUGCAUCUGCAGUAUACUAUUACAUACCUAGUUUUUUUAUACAAAAAUCCUUUACCUGUACACGUGCACCGCGUUUAUUGAUAUAAUUAUUGUAUCAGUGAAUAUUAUAAUGCGGCCGCCGCCAGCGUCAUCGGCGGCGAUUCCGACUGCAGUGACUGCGACUCAUCCGGACUGCACCGGCGACGAUCGCAAACCGCAGCAGCAUCAUUUGAACACGGCGACCGCGACGACGAUGGUCACGUGAUCAGGAUGCCGCGGCCGUGCAGAGAGACAUACGGCGACCAAAAGCCGCCGUACAGUUACAUAUCGCUGACGGCCAUGGCCAUAUGGAGCGCUCCCGAGAAGAAGCUACCGCUGUCCGACAUCUACAAGUUCAUCAGCGACCGGUUCCCGUACUACCGGAAAAACACUCAAAGGUGGCAAAACUCGCUGCGACACAACCUGUCGUUCAACGACUGUUUCAUGAAGAUUCCCCGGCGACCUAACCAGCCGGGCAAGGGCGCGUACUGGACCCUGCACCCCGACGCCCUGGACAUGUUCGAGAACGGAUCGUUCCUGCGGCGCCGCAAGCGGUUCAAACUUCCGGCCGCCGACCGGGCGCUGUUGGAGGCUACGUUCGGCCGGCCGUCGUCGUCGUCCACCGCCGGCGCCGGUGACUUUGACACCGAUUCGCCGCCGCUGCGGCCGUUGCCGAUCGGUUUCCAGCGGCCGCCGGCACUUCCGCCGUACCGGAACAACAACAAUGUCGUCGUCAUGUCGUCGUCGGACGGGGCGACGUCGCCGAUCGGCACCGAACAGUCGCUGUCGCCGCCGUCGAUGAUGCACCACACUGCCAUCGGCGGCACCGGCGGCGCGGCCUUCGCGACGGCCACUCCGAUGGGCAACCAUCACCUACUGCACCGGCAGCACAAGCCCAAACCGUUCACCAUCGAGAGCAUCAUCGCCCCGGGAGGCGACUGCAGACGUCACUCGUCCGACGACGAUGCGGCGGCGCCACCGACGGCCGAUGUCCCUCCGCCGCCGCCACCGCAGCCAUCGUCGUCGUCUCCUACGCCUCCGCCGUCGACCCCUACGCCGCCGCCGCCGUCGCGGACCGAACGUCCUCAUCGCCGAUAUCCGCCGCCGGUGAGUCUGCUACCGUCGCAGCCGCAUCACCUAGCCGACCAUCACCCGUCGCAGCAGUUCCUCCACGGUGCGGCCCACCAUCACCACAACGGCGCCGCCGCCGGAAACGGAUACGCGGAACUGUACGCGUAUUUGAUCCAACAACAGUCGUUCGCCGUGGCCGCCGCCGCGGCCGCUUCCAGCAUAUUCCCGGGACCGUCGGCGCCCCUGCCGCCGUUCCACUACAUGCCCCACCAUCACGUGACCAACGCCGCCGCCGCCGCUGCCGCGGCCACAGUCUUGCCGCCGUUCCCGCAGCUGGCCAACUUCUCAAACCUACACGACUGUGGUUUGGAAACAAUGGUUGGACCACUGAACUUUGCGAAGAGGAGACGAGACGAAGCAUGAAACUUAUUUUUCUCGAUGUCAAACCGUUUCGUAUAGACUUUUAAAUGGUAUAUUAUAUUAUGUACAUAUAUACGUACUGUUGUAAUUUUAUUAUAGCGUUUGAAUAUUAAAACGAAUAUGUAAUAUUAUAUUGUAUAAGGCAAAUUUUAGACGAACACCUUUUAUUAUAAUCUGUGUUUAUAUAGAAAACAAUAACAAUGUCAUAGCUUUAAUAAAACAUUUUUAUGUAUAACUAUAUGUAUAUUAUAUAUAGUGUCUAGUGUCUACCUAUUUACUGUAUGUCUGUAAAUUAUAUUAUUGUGUUUUAUAAAUUAAUGUUGUCAGUAGCGCGUUUUGAUGAUGAUGUAGAUAGCCCUGUCAGUUGUUAUUAUGUUUAAAAAAAAACUAUUUAAGAGAUAUUCAAAUAUAAUAAUAAUAAUAACACAUAAUAUUUUUGCUUCUAU
Molecule: messenger RNA, 2500 nt
Organism: Aphis gossypii (cotton aphid)
Lineage: Eukaryota; Metazoa; Arthropoda; Insecta; Hemiptera; Aphididae
Product: protein lin-31-like
Exons: 3
Coding region: 795-2057 (420 amino acids)
Biological process (GO): anatomical structure morphogenesis; cell differentiation; regulation of transcription by RNA polymerase II
Molecular function (GO): DNA-binding transcription factor activity, RNA polymerase II-specific; RNA polymerase II cis-regulatory region sequence-specific DNA binding
Source: RefSeq, a predicted model, not a curated record